Naegleria lovaniensis is the source of this 726-nucleotide messenger RNA. RefSeq lists its product as uncharacterized. The coding region runs from base 1 to 726 and encodes 241 amino acids. Gene Ontology annotation, molecular function: lipid binding. The record is from RefSeq and is a predicted model, not a curated record. Lineage: Eukaryota; Heterolobosea; Eutetramitea; Acrasida; Naegleriidae. The transcript is spliced from 2 exons.
AUGGCAACCUUGAGAUCAUCACUCACCGAAGAAAUUAAAAAACGAAUUAAAGAAAAGUGGAAUGAAGCGUUUAAAUUGAGUGUAGAAUUUAAUUCGGAUCAAGCCAUUCAUGAUGAUAAACUGAGGCAUUUGCAUACCAAGAAGAAUGUUGCGGUCUAUACCAGUCAUGAUAAUCACAGAUUUGAUGGACUCUAUGUCAUCCGAGGAGAUAUUCUCGUAGAAUCUUGCUCUGCACAAGAAUAUCAAGGUCCCUUUCUUUCAUUGGAUCUUGACAUUAAGCGUGUCAUGGAUCCUCUCACCAAACGCAAUGAAACCAUUGAAUCAUGGACCGAUGAAGAUGGAACUUUUCUCAUUCAAUACUUUUUAAUUGGUACAGGUCCUUUUGUUUCAGAUCGAGAAUUUAUUUAUGUAUUGAAAGUUGUGGAAACUUCACCACAUGAGAGUUAUGUCGUCUUGACAAGUAUUGAUUCCAUUUAUACACCUCCAGAACAUUUUGAACUUGAUAAGGGAGCAGUAAGAGCCAAUAAUAUAUUCGUCUCGCAACGUUAUGAACAGCUGCAGAAUGGAGAUUUGAAAGUGAGCUAUUCAACACUAUCAAAUCCAUGUGGAUGGAUUCCAAAUAGUUUGACCAAUAUGUUUUUACAUGCACAACCAAUGAAAAUGUUAGAUAUUGCACGAUUGGCUGGCAAGAAUGUGAAGGAACGACACGAUCACAGCGGAAAGUAA